CACACACACACACACACACACACACACACACACACACGGUGGCAUGUCGGACACCUGCCUGUCCCGGGACAGGUGAGCCGCCAGGGGCCAACCCGCGGCUGCAUGGCUAGCUGGCUAAGCUAACGGCUAAGCUAGCCGGCAGCAGGCGGAGGCUGUGUGUUAGCAUCCAGCUGCUGGUGUGUCCGUGCUGUCUCACACCUGGCGGCAGGUCAGACAGCUGUGAUUGGACGGUCCGCCGUGGCUCAUUAGGAUGCGAGCGGUGGGCGGAGAGCAGGAACCUGCAGCGUUCGAGCGCACGGUGCUGAGGAACGCCUCGCCCUACCACUACCUCAAGGUUUACCUGCAGCUGGAGAGCGCCACCACCAGGCUGUGUGCUGUGGAGCUGAAGCAGCUCAUCGUGUCCGGCCUCAGCAGCCUGUUUGGAGAGGUGGGAGCAGCGCUGCCGUUCGACCUGCUGAAGUACGAUGAGGAGGCUCUGACGGGGAUCCUGCGUGUUCACAGCAGGGGCUUGGUGAAGCUGUGGAGCUCCCUGACUCUGCUGGGUUCCUAUCAGAACGAGGCCUGUGCCUUCAGAGUUCUGCAGGUGUCUCCGUUCCUGUUGGCGCUGUCGGGGAACAGCCGAGACCUGCAGCUGGACUGAGGACAGAACAUGAGCUUCGUGUGGAGGAGCGUGUUCUGGAAGUCGUGGCUGUCUUCGUCCGCCUCGGCCGUCAGAGC
This is a messenger RNA of Myripristis murdjan (pinecone soldierfish), 717 nucleotides long. It is a transcript of the gene rpp14, whose product is annotated as ribonuclease P/MRP 14 subunit. The coding region runs from base 251 to 640 and encodes 129 amino acids. The transcript is spliced from 6 exons. Gene Ontology annotation, biological process: tRNA 5'-leader removal. Gene Ontology annotation, cellular component: multimeric ribonuclease P complex; nucleolus. Gene Ontology annotation, molecular function: ribonuclease P RNA binding. NCBI's taxonomy places the organism in Eukaryota, Metazoa, Chordata, Actinopteri, Holocentriformes, Holocentridae. The record is from RefSeq and is a predicted model, not a curated record.